This is a messenger RNA of Dentiscutata heterogama, 359 nucleotides long. The record is from the annotation of a GenBank genome assembly. NCBI's taxonomy places the organism in Eukaryota, Fungi, Glomeromycota, Glomeromycetes, Diversisporales, Gigasporaceae.
GCUGACGAACAUGAUGCAGUUCACAGAAAUUAAGAAAAAGAGAACUUUUAAAAAGUUUUCUUAUCGAGGUGUUGAUCUCGACCAACUUCUGGAUUUAAGUUCAGAGCAGCUAACGGACCUUGUUCAUGCCAGAGCAAGAAGAAGAUUUCAACGUGGAUUAAAACCAAAAAAAGAAGCACCUCAAGGUGAUAAACCAGCAGUAGUUAAAACACACUUGCGUGAUAUGAUUAUUGUACCAGAAAUGAUUGGUUCUGUAAUUGGUGUCUAUAAUGGUAAAACUUUUAAUCAACCUGAAAUGAUCGGCCAUUAUCUCGCUGAAUUUUCCAUUACUUAUAAACCCGUUAAACACGGGCGUCCUG